Messenger RNA from Bombyx mori (domestic silkworm), 466 nucleotides. Its product is annotated as fatty acid binding protein. Gene Ontology annotation, cellular component: nucleus; cytosol. The record is from RefSeq and is marked provisional. Gene Ontology annotation, molecular function: fatty acid binding. Gene Ontology annotation, biological process: fatty acid transport. NCBI's taxonomy places the organism in Eukaryota, Metazoa, Arthropoda, Insecta, Lepidoptera, Bombycidae.
CAACGCAACCAUGUCUUUCUUGGGUAAAAAAUACACAUUCGAUAGAGAAGAAAACUUCGAUGGGUUCCUUAAGUUUGUCGGUCUCCCCGAAGACCAGAUCCGGAAACUUUUGCAGUUCAAGCCUACAACUACAUUGAUCAAGGAAGGCGACAAAUACAAGACCAUCACCGUCGACAGCAACGGUACAAAGGAGACAGUUUUUGAGUCCGGUGUGCCUUUCGACGAAACCAUCGAUGGUGUAUUGACGAUAAAAACCACGUACACAGUUGAUGGAAACACCGUAACUCAUGUUGUAGAGAAUCCCAAUGGCACAGCAACAUUCAAAAGGGAAUACGGUGACACCGAACUAAAAGUUACUAUCUCGGCCGAUAAAUGGGACGGCGUUGCCUAUCGAUACUACAAAGUUUAAAUAAAUUCUAUUUAUUUACAUUUUUAAUUUCCAAAUACAGUUACUAUUUUUUUUAAU